AUGGCUAAAGAGAAGAAAAUACAGCUCAAGCGAGUUUUUGGCUAUAUCUGGGGCACAAGUUUUUUGAUCGUUAAUGUUAUUGGUGCAGGGAUUUUUGUGUCCCCCAAAGGCGUACUGAAGUAUUCUUGCAUGAACGUGGGGCUCUCCCUGUGUAUUUGGGGUGGCUGUGCUGUACUGUCCAUGGUAACAUCGCUCUGCUAUGCAGAGAUAGCCAUCAACUUCCCAUGCAGUGCAUGCCACUACUAUUUUAUCAAGAGAUGCUUCGGGUCCCCAGUGGCUUUCCUACGUCUCUGGACAACCUUGUUUCUGGGGCCAGGGAUAUUGGCUAGCCAAGCACUGCUCCUUGCUGAGUAUGGGAUUCAGCCUUUUUAUCCCAGCUGCUCUGCCCCAAACCUGCCAAAGAAAUGUCUGGCACUGGCCAUGUUGUGGACUGUGGGAAUUUUAACUUCUUGUGGCGUAAAACAGGUGACUUGGCUUCAGCUAGCUAGCACAGUGCUGAAAAUGUCCAUCCUUGGCCUCAUUUCCCUCAUUGGAGUGGUGUUGCUGGUGCAAGGGAGACAGCAGAAUGUCCGCCAGUUUCAGAAUGCUUUUGAUGGUGAACUUCCAGAUGCCAUCCAGUUUAUAGAAGCUGUCUUCCAAGGAUACUUUGCAUUUUCAGGAGGGGCAUGCUUCACAUUCAUAGCAGGGGAGCUGAAGAAGCCCAGAAAGACGAUCCCCGCCAUCAUAUUUACUGCGAUCCCUCUGCUGACUGUACUUUAUCUCCUGGUAAACAUUUCCUACCUGGCUGUCCUGACACCCAGGGAAAUUCUCUCUUCAGAUGCUGUGGCUGUCACGUGGACAGAUCGAAUGUUGCCCUCAUUGACAUGGUUUAUUCCUUUCGCUAUUUCUGCUUCAUUAUUCAGCAAUCUUAUGAUUAAUGUAUUUGAUUGCUCAAGAGUGGUAUAUCUUGCUGGCCAACAGGGCCACCUGCCUUUGCUAUUUAAUACACUUAAUACUUAUUCCUCUCCACUUAUAUCUGUGCUGCUACUUGUCAUUAUGGGAUCCCUUACAAUUGUCAUAACAAACCUCAUUGAUUUGAUAAACUAUCUUUAUUUUAUGAGCUCUUUUUGGUCUGUGUUAACAGCCAUAGGAAUUCUAAGACGGAGAUUGCAGGAACCUGAUCUAACUUCACCUUAUAAGGUGCCUGUGCUAUUUCCCUUGGUGAUGUUGGGCAUGUACCUGUGCAUGGUUGUGAUACCUCUGGUGACGUCUCCAAGUAUGCAUUAUAUGUACGCGUUUCUCUUUAUUUUCAGUGGACUAUUGCUUUACGUACCUUUAAUACAUUUUAAACUGAGAUUGGCUUGGUUUGAAAAGAUGACUUGCUAUUUACAAUUGCUAUUUAAUAUUUGUCUCCCUGAUGUGUCAGACGAACAGAUGUCAGAAGUGCAAACUGUUAAAAGAAUUUAGCUUUCUAAUAACACACCCAAUUCCAGUUAAAAAUGAAACACACACGGUGAAACAUUCACGAUGAAAUUGCUGUGGUGACUUUCUUUCUCAACUGAAAUAAUGUACAUAAAAGUGCCCAGCACAGUCUCUGCUUCAAGAUCACAAAGAAAUUACUUACUAAGCGCGACGAAAGCUCUGUUUUGUUCAGUAAAAAACUUUUAAGUCUUAGUUUGCAUAGCGGGAUAUAUUGUUGAUAUC
Messenger RNA from Otolemur garnettii (small-eared galago), 1683 nucleotides. It is a transcript of the gene SLC7A13, whose product is annotated as solute carrier family 7 member 13. Gene Ontology annotation, cellular component: membrane. Lineage: Eukaryota; Metazoa; Chordata; Mammalia; Primates; Galagidae. Gene Ontology annotation, biological process: amino acid transmembrane transport. Gene Ontology annotation, molecular function: L-amino acid transmembrane transporter activity. The transcript has 4 exons. The record is from RefSeq and is a predicted model, not a curated record. The coding region runs from base 1 to 1446 and encodes 481 amino acids.